AGAGAAUCUCCUUUUCUUGUGCUACUGAGCAGAGACUGUACUUGUCUCCAUUCCUGAUUCCUUCACGCUGAACAACAUGAGCAGGGAGUGACUUUUGUGAGUUGUGACACACCUCUUUGGAACGUUUCUUCUGAGUUGUGAUUGUUGUCUUACUCUAACGUGAUCCGGACUUGUACUUUUAGCAUGGUGAUGGGUUUGGAAAAGGAUCCUCGGGUGUUUUUUGAUGUCUCAAUUGGUGGGGACCCUGUGGAAAGAAUUGUAAUACAGCUUUUUGCUGGUGUUGUUCCCAAGACAGCUGAGAAUUUUCGGGCACUCUGUACAGGGGAGAAGGGCAUUGGGGCAUCCACUGCGAAACCUUUGCAUUAUAAAGGGACAAGUUUUCAUCGAAUAAUUAAAGGUUUUAUGGCUCAAGGUGGUGAUUUUUCAAGGGGCAAUGGCACUGGUGGGGAAAGUAUAUAUGGAGGAAAAUUUGCAGAUGAAAAUUUCAAACUAUCACAUGAUGGACCUGGUGUUCUUUCCAUGGCUAAUAGUGGAGCUAACACAAAUGGGUCUCAGUUCUUUAUUACCUUUAAGCGCCAACCACAUCUUGAUGGUAAACACGUUGUUUUUGGGAAAGUUGUCAUGGGAAUGGACAUCCUGAAGAAAAUUGAGCUGGUGGGAUCUUCUGAUGGGAAACCUGUUCAGCCCGUCAAAAUUAUUGAUUGUGGUGAAGUUUCAGAGACAAAAGUCCAGCAUGCUGUUGAGAAGGACAAAGGGAAAAAGAGAAAAUCAGGGAAAUCUGUAUCUCCUGAUGAUGGUUCUGCCAAAAGAUCAAGGGGUAGAAGGAAAAAAACUUCAAAAGAUACUAAGAGAAGGAAGAAGAGAUACUCAACAUCAGAUAGUGAUAGUAGUAGCAGUGACAGUUAUUCCUCAGAUUCUGAAUCAGAUUCAGAUUUUGAAUCAGAUCCAUCCCAUUCUGAUUCAAGUUCCUCUAGGGACAAAAGCAUAGAAGGCGCCAGCACGCUAGAAGUAGAAGAUCAAGACACAAGUCCAAAUGGAGUUCAGAGGAUUCAAGUGAUACAGAAAGUGAAAGUUCUAGUGCUAGUGGCAGUAGUUCUGGCAAGGAAAAGGCUGAUCGUCGUGGCUCUAGAUCUAAAGCACUUGCUGACAAUAAACCAGAAAGGAAUUUAGACACAGGAAAGCAAUCUUCUAGUCCCCCUAUAAAAAGUAAAACUAUUUCAGAACAAGGGAUGGAUACUAAGGCUAGAAGAACUGUGGACAAGGAAUCACAUGAAGAAGGUGAACUGUCUCCGGAAAAUGAUGAACUUCUGAAUAAUGGGCAUGAUACUCGGGCCAAACUUAGUAAACCUUCUAAGCAACAGACCUAUUCAGAUGAUUCAGAUCAGAAUAGAGGUGCAAGUCCUGGAAGAGGUCCUGCUGGGAAGUCUGGGGAGCUAAACCAGGGACACAAUGUAUUGGCUAGUCCUGGUCAAAAAGCAUCUGAACCAGCAUCCAAAACUCAGGGCUUUUCGAAAAGUCCUUCACCACAUGGUAUGCCUAAGCGUAUAAAAAAAGGACGUGGCUUUACAGAGCGCUAUGCCUUUGCACGCAGAUAUCGUACUCCAUCUCCUGAACGUUCUCCCCGUGCAUAUCGUUAUGGCGAUAGAAAUAUUAGAAGGAACUUUGACAGAAACUCAAGCUACAGAAGAUAUUCUGAGCGCUCCCCUCCAAGACGUUUCCGGAGCCCACCAAGGGGUGGGAACCGUCCAAGAUACCAAAAUAGAAGAAGUCGAAGUAGGAGCAUCUCUCGCAGUCCAGUGCGUGGCCGUUUUAGAGACCAUGGUCGCAGCCAGAGUCCAGUACGUAGUCCUAGUCCUGAAGACAGGAGGCCUCCAAUAAGUGACAGAUUGAAAUCCCGACUUGGUCCUCGUAAUGAUCUACCCUCUCCGGACAAAGGCAGGUCAAGGUCCAAAUCCAGGAGUAACAGAUCUUCUAGUUCCAGAUCACCUGAUGCGACGCCACCAAAACGACGACAUGAUAAAAGGACAUCAUCUCGAAGCAGGUCUAGAUCAAGCUCACUGUCUGGACAAAAGGGGUUAGUUUCUUAUGGAGAUGCAAGUCCUGAUUCUGGGGCAACGUAGGUAUGGUGCUAGUAGUAAAUACCAAGCCUUGACAGGAGCUAAAAUUGCUAUACAUCCUAUAAAAAUAUCCAGUUGUUGGGCAUUGCGGCCAUAAUUUUUGUCUGCUUAUUCAUCCGCUUGUCCUUAGUUGAAUUAGGAUGUUAAACCUGUAGAGCCUAUUUUAAGUGUUACCAUUUAACUUUAAACCAAGUCACCAAGUCUCCUGAAGCCGUUUAGUUCAAGUAGGUUGUUGGGGCCAAAACUUUUAAGAGACGCCUCUUAAACUGGUUCCAAUUGUACAUUAUCUUAAGCUGGCAUUGUUGUGCUCAUUAUUUUCUUGAGAAUAAUUUGUGAACAUGAUAACAUUUCUCCAUUUGUUUCUGACGUGUCUCAUUUUGGUUGUGAAAUGUUUAGUCAUUGGUGUUCUACCUCA
Molecule: messenger RNA, 2532 nt
Organism: Arachis ipaensis
Lineage: Eukaryota; Viridiplantae; Streptophyta; Magnoliopsida; Fabales; Fabaceae
Product: Cyclophilin-like peptidyl-prolyl cis-trans isomerase family protein
Biological process (GO): protein folding; protein peptidyl-prolyl isomerization
Cellular component (GO): cytoplasm
Molecular function (GO): cyclosporin A binding; peptidyl-prolyl cis-trans isomerase activity
Source: RefSeq, a predicted model, not a curated record